AUGGCAGAGCUCCAAGCUACCAUAGAAGUCUCUGUGGAGCUGAAUAAAUUCUACAAUGUUGACCUUUUUCAAAGAGGGUGAGUUAAAGGGAAUUCUAGAUGUACCUGUUAGUUGCCAUGGGCUUGGGGAUUGAGUUGGCCAUGGGCUUUGGGGAUUGAGUUGCCAUGGGUUUUGGGGAUUGAGUUGGCCAUGGGCUUUGGGGAUUGAGUUGGCCAUGGGCUUUGGGGAUUGAGUUGGCCAUGGGCUUUGGGGAUUGAGUUGGCCAUGGGCUUUGGGGAUUGAGUUGCCAUGGGCUUUGGGGAUAAAGUUUUAAUGAAAAGAAAUUAUUCAGAGUAAAGGAAGAAAUUUUCUUUUAAAACUAUAUUAUUGGGUCUGUUUUACUCAACUUACUAGAAUCAAGUUUAGAAACAACGCAAGAAGUAUGAAUUUGGAACCAACCCAAAUUGGAAAAAUUAGGCAAAAAUUUUGACAUAACCCACAGUUGAAGGCUAAGAGGCUCUAUACUGAAAAUAUAAGAGGCUCUGUAGUGGAAGGAUAAUAAACUAAUGCAAGGUUAAGGGGAUUUAUAGUGGAAGAAUGAGAGGCUCUAUAUUGAAAGGAUAAUAGUCCAAUGCAAGGGUAAGGGGAUCUAUAGUGGAAGAAUGAGAGGCUCUGUAGUGGAAGGAUAAUAGACUAAUGCAAGGGUAAGGGGAUCUAUGGUGGAUGGAUAAGAGGUUCUAUAGUGGAAUAAUAAUUUCAAAAUGUUAACAUUACACAGGGGCUCCCAAGGCAUUAAGUAAAUGGGGAAACAAUGUAUUUAAGUGUUUUUUAAAACGCAUCUGCAGUAGGGGGAGGGGCUUAUUAGCUACCAAUAUAGUUUAACUAAGUUCAGUUUGAUGCAAUAUUUAAUAUUAUAAUUGAUGUAAUAUUUAGCAAGAAGAAGUAGCACUGCCUUAUAUCCUAUCAAUAAGACUAGCUGUUCAACAGGGCAUUCAACAUUCAACAGUUCCCAAAUGAGGUUAUCAUGACAAUACAAAAUACACACACAAAAAUGCUUUGGAUAGAGCCAAACAUCAAUACAACAGAAAUAGAAGUAUACACAAUACAGGUUGUCACAAUAGGCAGUCCAAGGGCUAAAUCUGGGCCGUCAGUAGAGAUAUUUUCAGCCUGUGGCAACAAGAGCAGAAAAUCAUUAUCUGUGGUCCACAAAGACUUGGGGUGGGAUGAAGCAAGCAAUGUAACUGAAAACAGCUGUUUGAGGAGGGUCAUCGGAACGUAGAGAUUAAGGGUGUACAGAAUGACAACCAAGAGGAAUGCCAGCAACUGUUUUAGCAUUUAUUUUUUUUUUUUUGGAUAUGUUUGUCUGCACUAAUUUUAUUCAUCCAGAAAGUGGAAUAAUAGAUUAGAUUUAAAUGGAGUCCGUAAAUGCAUCCAAUCCCUCUUUUGUCAAAAUCCACUUGGGCAUGAGACAAGAAGGAGAAGAGAAAAAUUGAAUUCAGGUGUGUGUGUGUGUGCGUGGGCACAUUGUCUCACAUGUUGCUCCAGCAUCACUCCACGCAGCUGGGAAUAACUUAUAGAGGGGAUGGCUUGUAAUUUAAAGCAGCCUGACUUCAUUUCUAUUGAUCAGUUAACAUAGCCCUUGCUUAACGUCAGUCGGGUGGGCUGGUGAAUAAAUGCGUGUCUGGUUCAAUAGCUGGGCUAUUGAUGUCUUGAACUGGUUCAACUGUUGCGCAUGAUCUGAGGUUACUUACAGGAUCAGUCAUGGUCUGCUUCAUCAGCAGGUUUUUAUGAAACAGGAUGCUAGAGAUUCAGUGUCAAGAUAGAACAUUCUGAUAAUCAAAUUAGACUCACCAGGAGACCACAUAUAGUGACAGCCAAUGUAUUGACAGCCAAUAUAAUGACAGCCAAUAUAGAGACAAAAUAGUGCCUCAAGCAUGACCAUUGCAGCUUAAUUUUCAACACAAUUAAAUGCAUGUAAAAAUGAUCCCUGCCUAAUCACAAACUUAAAAUCGGUUAUCUUUGCCCAAACAGGGUGCUUAGCAAAGGGGCUGAAGUCUUACUAGUUGAUUAACAGCUGCGAGAAAUAGAUCUAGAAUAUAUUUUAAAUUAAUAAUUUAAAGAUUGCAUGCAGCUGUUGGUAUCGAUUUAGAUUCCAGGCAUACAGGUGGACACAAUGAAAAAACUGAUAGAAAAUUAACCACUAGUUCUUUGUAUUUCAAUCGACACCAGAAAAUCUCAAAAGUAACAUUAUCAUAAAAUAGUAGUAUUUACAAAAAUAUGUCCAUCUGCAGAGCUGAAGCAGAUGCUCUAAAUGUACGUGAAAUCCUCGUCCAACAUAAGGCCAAAUGGGAUAUAAAAGUCAGCUCUGUAUUUACUUUAUUGGGCCACCAUGUUUUGAGUUUGUUUAAAUAGCUGAACCCAGUCUUUCCCAGUUCCAUACAUCCUACUUCUUACAAAAUGUAUAGCAUACAAUUGUUUAAAACCAUUGUAUAUUAGGCUUUGUACCAUGUUUUAGAAAGAGGCUUUCAAGUGUGGUUUUAAAGAACAUACUUUAUAAUACAGUACAAUCAACUCAGUCUGUGCAUUCCUACAGAUACUAUCAGAUACAGACAGUCUUAAAGACACCCCCCAAGUCCCCAGCUCGAGUAGAAAUUAGUGACAACAAACUCAAUGCUUUGAAAGGUAAGCACAUUUGUCUUCAUUUGGCUACAACUAUAACAGUGGUUCUUAAAUUUUUUGAACUUAUGGACAAAGUUUGUGCUGCAAUGGCAGAGUUAGGAGGGUGGGGGGGGGUGUUGUGGAGGGGAUGGUCCGCAAGGGCUGCACUUUUUUCUUUAUAUUGAGAGGCAGCAUUUUCUGCAAACUGUCGAUCGACCCGCUUUGGGCAGCAACAAGCCUAGCUGCAUCACUGUUCAAUGACAGACCACUGCUUGAUUCCCUGACAAAGUUGAACAAGUUCUAAUAAGCUGCAGGCCUUUAAAAUCAAUAAUUUUAUAUGACCUUAAAUAAUAUGUAAUGUCACAUAACUAAUUCAUUGCCAUCAUUUAGCACAAGUGUGCAACAUUCUACUGAACCCUUUGAUGUCUGUUAGAAUUAGUUGAUAUUAUGUUUAAAAAUAAACUAUUAAAAGUAAUAUGGAUGGAAAUUUGCUUUAAACAUUUAGACCCAUUUCUGGCUGACCACUGAGUGAUCCAUAGACCAUAGCUUGAGGAGCAUUGAUCUUAUUUAUUUAAUUAUUCAUACAUUUGAAGAAACUUCCACUGCUAAUUAAAAGUAUAUAAUAUCAAAUCUUCUUGUACAGCUUAUUUGAUGCAAAUAAUAAGAUCUAUAGAUGUAUGACCUUGCAAGGUGUAGAUAAUGGGUCAUUUGAAACCAGUCAAUUCUUUCACCAGGGAAAAGUGAUUCUAUCACUCAACAAAGAUAUUUGUUGAGCUGAUCAAAACUGCUUCCAAGCUAUAAUAUGUCUGUGGAUACAGAUGGCAAUGAUUUUGUCCUAUAUAUCAUUUAUCAAUGACUUGCAGGUGGUCAAGAUAAUACAGCUGCCGCCUUCACCCAGAGCACUGUGGGUAAAAGCCAAAAGUUUCAGAUCCUGUACAGAAAUGAAGAGGUGGAAGUGGGGGAUCUCUUUAUAUACAGAAUACACAUGUUGGUGGAGAGUGCCAAGGUAAUGGUGGGCGGGUUGGGGGGGGGGGGGGGGGGGGGGUGAUGCUUUUAUACAAGUAUUUCUUUGUGGAUAUCACCACUAUGGUCACUAUUUCAGACCAGUUUACUCUUAUGAUUUUGGCGCACGAUGUACAAUUUGAGGUGUAUGCAUUAUAUAUAUUUUUAUUUUUUACUAUUAAGAUAAAGAAUUGAAUGAUAUUGUACGAUUUUAAGAGUUUGAGGGUGAACAGGUCAGCUAUUUGCAUUAUUCUGUUUAAUAUACAGUUUUUCUUGAAUAUUUUAGCUCAGUUUUAUGUUCCCUUGUCACAAUGAUAGGGAAAGAAAAUAACAGAUCCGUCUGCUUUGAAAAGUUCAGUUUCAACCGUGCUGUUGUUAAUUUUGUUUCAUUAGGUUUCUCUUUACAAUUAUUGUAAAAAAAAAAUGUUACAAUUUUAUAUAUUGCAGUUAGAAAAGAAUUUAGAAAAUCUUGACCUGAGGCUUGAGAUCCAGUUGUGGUGCAAUGAUGAAGAUGAAGCGUAAGUGUUCGGCUGUAAAAUUAUCGUUAGGCAACCCUGUGGCUCAGUGGUAAUAUUGUCAGCCUUGCAAGCAAUAGAUAGCUGCUUUGAAUUGUUCCAUAAAGUCUGGAGUACUGAAUUAUCUUGCCCCACCCCCUCACCCCCCCCCCCCCCCCCCAUAAGUCAAGUGCUAUGCAAAAGUCUGUAAACCUACCAGUUAAUGUAACAGACUGACAAUAAAUACAGACUGACAGAAUAAAUACAGACAGACAGAAUACAUACAGACUGAAAACUUUUAUUUUUUGUUUUAAAAAAGUCAAUUAUUAGGAGGUUAUGAAUUAUUUACAUUUGAAUUAGCACAACCUUAGAAAAAAUCCAUUAUCUCUUUCCAAAAACAAGACUUCAAUGAUUUGUUUAACCAUGGUUGCUGUUCUCAUUUCAAUCAGCCGUUAUAGUAAUCAUUUGCAGAACAUAAACAAGAUUACUUCCUUUAAGGGAUAUACAGCAGUUAAAUAUACAGGUAGUUUAAUAAUUUGCUCAUAAUAAGUUUGUAUUAAUUACUAUUACUUGUACCCCCAAAGCUCUGAGUCUGAUGCUAAAAUGGAAAUGGCGAGCACAAGGACUUUACUGCUUCACCUGUCACCCACAAAGGGACUCCACCACUCCCUCCCUGUCCUGUUUGAUUACUUCCACCUGUCAGCCAUAGACGUUGUUGUACAUGGUACCAUCAUUGCUAUUCAUCAGCCUUAUCUUACGUAAGUGUCGGGGGAUCUGGUCGACUGUCUCCUCUAAGAUGAUAUUCUCUAUUAUGUUAUUUCCACUGUCCAUUUAUGUUUGGAUAAAUUCACAGUGAGUCUUUUAACUCUUACACUAUUGGUUUUCAAAACUUUCUCAUUCAGGGUGCCUAUGAUUAAGUGAUUAAACUCCAUUUUUUAGUUUUCUUUGCAAAGAAAGAAUUUUUAUCUUUAUUGUACUUGCAAGCUAAAACAAAACUUAUAAAUACUAUAAAAGCAAAAUUAUGAGCUGAGGAGCAUUCUUUGAAGGUUUUAAUUGAUAAUAAUAAAAUAAUAAUAAUAAAGUUCAUUUCAAAAACACGUUUCAUCCCCAAAGGCUCGAAGCGCGGUACAAAGUCAACAAAAAACAAAUCUAUAGUUUACCACAUUUAAAACAAACGCAACACGACAAAAACUAAGUACAAGCAUACAAUGGCAAAGUCUUUCUAGCCAUUUCAACCAUAAGCAACACAGCCAUUAUGCAUUAACUGGAAAAUAAUGUUGACAAUCAUCCCAGAAGGUGUUUGCGAAAUAGAUGUGUCUUUAAAUCGGUUUUAAAGGACUCCAGUGUCUGGUUGUUUCUGAGAUCGACAGGAAGGGCAUUCCAAAUUAGUGGACCAGCAAAUGCGAAAGUGCGCUUUCCGUAAGUCUCAAGGCAAACACGUGGUGUCGAGAGUUUGCCACUAUCGGAUGAGCGGAGCUCUCUAGUGGGUACAUAAGGCAUCAGCAGCUCUUUCAGAUAGGACGGCGCCAGGUCAUGUAAGCAGCGGUAGCACAAAGUUGCGAUUUUGUACUCCAUGCGAGCACGCACUGGCAGCCAGUGCAGCUCUCUCAGAAGUGUUUUUGCAUGGUCAAACUUGCGUUUGCGGAGAACAAUGCGAGCCGCAUUAUUCUGCGCUAUUUGAAUUUUAUCCAGGAGCGUAGCUGGAAGACCCACCAUAAGAGCAUUGCAAUAGUCCAUGCGUGAUAGCACAAAUGCAGACAUCAGCCUCUUUGUUGCAUCAAUUGUUAGGAAGGGCCUGAUGUGACUAAUCCUGCGCAGCUCUAGAAAAAUCGCCUUGCAUAGCAUGUUAAUAUGACUUUCAUGUUAAUAUGAUGAAGGAUAUCAACUGGGUUGAUGCAGAUGCUGGUAUUUUAAUGGAAAGGGUGAGAUUUUUGUAAUCACUAAUACAAUUACAUUUAUUUUUUUUUACUUUCAUUGCCUUAAUUUUUUCCAAUGAGGCAUAAAAUAAAGGCUCUUGGGGUGUUAGUUUUGAAGUUAUUGCUUGUUUUCUGCUGGCAAUAUUAAUUUUCUUGCAGUCCAGUCCCAGAGCAAAACUCUGUAGUGAAAGAGUAACUACCAGUUACACAAAUAUCUUAGGCAUUUAGUCAAAUAUUUUAUUCAUCUCAGAAUUUGUUUAUAUGGUUAUUUAAGAGUCAUUAAAUAAUAAUUCAAGCGUAGUUGAUUGAAAAAGUUGUAAUGUUAUGAUGUUAAAUUAGGUUGUUUCUCUCUUUACAGUAUGCCUAAGUCACAGAAGGGUGCCAAAGUACCAGAUCAGUCAACAUUGGAAGCAGUCUACUUUGGUCAAAAGCUGGCUACCCCUGUAAGUACUAUUUCAUGUUUUCCUAGCUUAGGAUUCUCCUUUACUUUUUCAUGAAAAACCCUAAAUAGUGAAAAACACCUAUUUCCAAGAAAGGCGCCCCCACUCUUCUCUUCUCUGUGGUGAGCCACCCUUCUCAGCACACUUGAAUUCUUUCCAGUUCCUACUCUUUCUUUGUUCAGACCAGAUGCCGACUAUUGCAUUGUUGACCUGGGGAUUCCUAAAAAGUAAAACUAUCAUGAUGUGAUGUUAAUUGUGCUGAACAAAGCUAAAAAUGUAAAAAAAAAAAUAAAAAGAAGAAGAAGAAAAGAAAAACAACCUGUGGUAUUCUAAGGGUUCACGAUAUAGUUCUUUCAUGCGAAGAUGACCGAGGCUUCAACUUGAACAGUACCGGUAGCAGCUUUUACUUGAGCUGUGAUUUGUUUAGGGAGGGAGAGUUGCUCAAUUCUACAGUUCCUCAAUUCUUCAGCCUCACUCUCUCAUCCUUGCCUAUUUGAUCAAAUGGCAAGACUGAGUCAAGACGACUGGAAAUAGACCAGGAUGCAGUGAAUGAACGGCAGUGGGGGGUUUUUUUGUCUCACUGUGCUCUUCAUGCGUUCCACGUGGCAGGAGUUGGAAUUUUCAUUGUGUCAUACCGCCAUACGGGUUAAGGAUGUAUCUACUACAUAUUUUCCAGCCCCCAAGCAAUGUGAGCAGUAGCAGUUUCCGCCUCCAGCAAGCUCACCUUAUGCACAAGACUAUAUGCAACAUCCUUCUGUCUGCCCAUGAAAGCUUACAAGAGAGCUUACAACUGUUUGCCUCCAAGAUCCCAGGAAACAAUUUCCAACUAGGUAAAAAAAAAAUAUUUGAUCCAGACAGAUAAUGGCUUGUAUUUUGGCAGUGUAACUUUUUACUUUGUUAACUAGAUUGAAUUUGAUAGAAUCAAGUUAUUUUAUUCUUAGUCCAUAGAAUCAAGUCAUUUUAUUCUUUUAUCUUUAGCCCAUUACCGUAGAAAAUUAAAAUUAGACACUUUUUUGGAUGAACAUAUACAAUGACUUUAUUUGUGACUCAUCGUGAUGUGUUUUAUUUGAAAUUAUCAAAAUGAAGGAAGUUGGUCUGUUAAAAGUCGCGCUAUAAGUACAUUUGUUAAAUUUUCUAGCUCGUAAAGACUGCCACACUAGGCUGGGUGAAGCAGUAAUGAAAGUGCAGGUAAGAUUAGUGUAAAUAUCAUACUUUGGUUGUGUUACAAUGCUAACUCAAGAUUUAAUAUAAGAAAUGAAUUCCGUCAUUCCUCUGCAUGCGUCUCACUAUUCUCACAUUCCUGCACAAUGCUGGUUGUAAUAAAUGAAGUUUGAAAUUAUAAAAUUUAAUAUCUGUGAUGCGGUAAACUGAUGAAACCAUCUGUUUUUCAUUUAAAUAAAAUUUUUAUAAAGAUAAAUAUUUGCAUAGAACAGCUUUAUUUAAAUAGCCCAGUUGUACCCUGUGCCUUAUCCAUCAGGGUGUCCUUGAGGAAGACGAUCUGAUUCAGACGGCCAUCACUGACAUCACUCAGCUGUGUGCUGAAAAUGUUAUACUGUGGGCACAGUUCCUGGAGAUUGUUCUCAAGCAACCGCAGAUACACCAGUAUCUUGCCAGGGAGCACCACAACCUCAGGGUCAGUACACAUUGCAUUUCAAGUAUAUAAACAGUUUAAAAAUCUGUGAAAUAAUAAUGAAAUAUUUUCUUGUACUUGGGGGGGGGGGGGGGGGGGGGGAGGGGAGUGUCAUGUGGAUAAUUGCAUGUAGAUAAAUGCAUGUAGCACUGGGAAUUUGUCUUUUGUGAAUCUGGGGACUCAGUAAUAUAACUCAGUAGUUCCUACUGGCUGGCCAAAAAUUCCCUGCAAGGAUUUGACGUAAUCCCAUUCGUAGCUUUCUAGCCCCCAAAUUGUUUUAAAUAAUUAGUCUAUUCUUCCUGUGUUUUGAAACCACCUGUAUAUUUAGCAGUGCUGAGUAUCUAUAGCUGCAGAAAGCAAAAGUAUUUAUGUUCUUUUUAUAACUUGUUUCAGAUUCGCAGAUUUGCAGAAGGUUUUUUUACAAUGGAACAUAACAAAUCUGCCUGUCUGUCAUGUUAUGAUCCGGGGUGAGUUUUGUGAACUAUACAUUCAGGAAAAAUUUUUACUUAGUUUUAAAGGAUAGAGAAAAGUAAAGAAAAGACUGAUCUAAAAAUCAAGGCACAUAAAAAAAGAAAUGGCCUCCCGUCCAACUAAUUAAUUUAUUUAUUAAAACAACCUUUCUUUUAUCCCAACUGAACAUUAAAAUCCUGCUUUAGUUGAAGUGGAAGAAAAAUUGAACAAUAGUUAAAAUGUGUUGUUUCUGUCUAAUGAAAUGCUAGUGGUGGGCUCCCUAUUUUUUAAAUGUUAUUUUGUAUUAUUUGUGCCAUUUAUCUAGUUGAGUCCUUCUUGUAAUGUUUUCCAUUCUAUACUGAUGGUGUUUUCUCACAGCAUCCAUGGCCACUCAUCACUGGCCAGCCUUGUGAAGGCCUCCCCCUAUUUCUGUAACCUGCCCAGCAUUCCAGUAGAGUGUACAGACUUGGACGGAGACGACAACACAUUGCCUAUUAUAUUUGAGGAUAUAUACCAUGACGCCAGGGCCCCGCCACUUCGUGAGUAG
Lymnaea stagnalis (great pond snail) is the source of this 9116-nucleotide messenger RNA. Lineage: Eukaryota; Metazoa; Mollusca; Gastropoda; Lymnaeidae. The record is from the annotation of a GenBank genome assembly.